Molecule: messenger RNA, 2460 nt
Organism: Fusarium sp. VM40
Lineage: Eukaryota; Fungi; Ascomycota; Sordariomycetes; Hypocreales; Nectriaceae
Source: the annotation of a GenBank genome assembly
AUGGCUUACGUCGCACUAUUUGUAUGGAUCACAGCGCUCCUCAGCGUUGCACGGGCAGCAGAAGAUUGCGGGGCGUUCUCAAUUGACGGACCCAAUGACGCGACUUUCCAGUUUUACCGAUUUUAUGACUUUCGCGAUGUUCCCACUAUGGAGAGAAUGCCAUCCGGAGACCCAGCGGCUAGCAACAGGGAAGAGGCCGGCUCUCUAGAAAUAGGCAAGGUAACCACUGACUCCUCGUGGAUGAACGAUUGGAAAAUCACCUCGAGGUAUCCUAACGCAGCUAAUAAGAAAUCUUUGGCACGCCACUACGUCCCUGAUCAUGUCUUUAUAGAUGAACAAGCCGAUGGAGCUCAGCUGGUUCUUUACACAGACCGUCUGAGAAACGACACCCAGCAGGCAGGGGAAAUUUACUUCAGUGAAGCACUAGUCGACUCGGUGUCUUUGCGGGUGAAAGCUCGUAUCACCGGCGCACCAGGUGCGGUGGCUGGCUUCUUCACCUACUUCAACGACACACAAGAGUCGGAUAUUGAGGUUCUGACUCGAGACGAAGAUAACCGUGUGCACUACUCCAACCAACCCACCGAAAACACCACCACAAUGACUACCAUACCCGGCACAACAUACAACGAGACACGCUCCGGCUCGUAUCAGAACUGGACGGUCUACCGCCUAGACUGGUUGCGGGACCAAGGCUUGAGUGUAUGGUACAUUGACGGUAAGCUGGAAAAGACGUCGCGGGUGAAUGUUCCCGUCACGCCGUCCACGGUCUACAUCAACAUGUGGAGUAGCGGUGCGAGCUUUUCCGGACGCAUGGACUAUGGGACCAAUGCCACUUUGGAGAUCCAGUGGAUUCAGAUGGCCUUCAAUGCGUCUGGUGUUGCGGUAGAGAGUGUGCCGAAAGAUGGGACUUCUGUCAUCACUUUGGACUAUGUUGAUUGGGGCUUCAACAGAGACUCAAGUGCUCAAACUCCUCCUUCCUUAACCGCGGAUAGCUCACAGCCAACUCCUGAGAAUCUGUCUGAAGACCCCCUUAUCAUUUCCUACUACACAAAUUUCCAUCACCUCCACCCUUUCGCUCCGCCCUUACCACACUUUAUGAGGCUCUGCCAAAGCCCCCAAGAAGGACCAUUCCACUUCACAUCCCUGGCAGCUGUGAUGCGCCUCAUCGGAAACCUUUACACGACCCAUGAAUGGUCUUUCCCGCUCCAAGCUGAAGCUGAGACACGUAUCUCUCAGCUCUAUUCUUCAAAUCCAGUCCAAGUUCAAUGUAGACUCCUCUACUCUAUUUCUCUAUUCUGGAAUAACUUCAGAUCAGAAGCAGACAGGGAGAUUGGGACUGCCAAGGACGUGGCUUUGAACUUGGGCAUGCACAGACAAGAGUUUGCUGCAGCUAAUGCAUUGGGGGAUGAGGUUCUGAUGGAGUCUUGGAGGCGGACGUGGUGGAUGCUGUAUAUUAUUGAUGCUUACUACGCCGGGACAUUGGGGACUCUGAACCUCAAGGUGUUCCACAUUGAAGCCUCCGUGGAUCUCCCAUGUGAGGAGUGGGAGUAUGAAUCUGGGAUCAUUCCUACACCACGCACAAUAGAAGACUUUAACUCCCGCGAGUUCUUCGACGAGGAGGUAACCUUCUCAUCAUUCGCUUACCUUAUUGGCGCCGUAAAAUGCGCUGCAUUUGCAAUUUCCACGUCUCCCAAGAACGCCACAAGACAAGACUCGGAGCAUAUCAUUCAGGCCGCAGAUUCGGCCAUUGAUGCCUGGCUCUUACUACUGCCCAAAGAACAGAAGCCUGUCAUGAGGAGUGAUGGCACGAUUGAUGAGUUGAUGUUCCAGGCUUACAUGCUUGUCCAUGUUGCAACAAUAGGAUUGCACAGGCCAUUAUCGGACCUCAGGUUCAACCCUGUAGAGAGCGUUUCCAGCUGUGCUCGAGAACCACCCCCAGAUACACCCAAGCCCGAUCUCAUCAACGUCCAUACAACAAGGAUCCUAAACUCUGUCAAUGCUCAGAUCCAACUACUAGCAUUGCCCGUGAGGCCCUUCCAUCACACUCCUUUUACAACCUGCAUGAUGAGCGAAGGCACCCUCGCGCUUCUUUCAGCCUGCAGAUAUCUCCUGCAAGAUAAAGCUCUGGCGAUAGCAAGAGACCAGAUCAGAUUGAGCAUUGGGUGCCUGAAGACACUCGGCGAAAUAUGGCCCAGAACGGCAAAGAAUGUGAAGGAGAUACAGACAAUCGCUCGCCAUGUGUUGGUGACAAAAGGAGGUACAGCAAGCGAUGUGACGCCCGGCUCGAGCGGCCUUUUGAGUCUAGCGGGCAGUGAUGGACAGACGAGUACUGAGACGUUGGAUGUAAUGGGGCAGACUGAUGACCUUCUUGCUUCUUUAGGGCCAUUGGAGGAUAUCUGUGGAUGGUUUAAUAUGGGCUCAGAGCUCAAUUCUGAUGCAUGGGUGGCUGGUGGCACCUGA